Messenger RNA from Phoenix dactylifera (date palm), 3035 nucleotides. RefSeq names its product protein kinase PINOID 2-like. The record is from RefSeq and is a predicted model, not a curated record. Gene Ontology annotation, molecular function: protein kinase activity; ATP binding. Gene Ontology annotation, biological process: protein phosphorylation. NCBI's taxonomy places the organism in Eukaryota, Viridiplantae, Streptophyta, Magnoliopsida, Arecales, Arecaceae.
AUUCGGCGGAACCCACGCCGCUACCCGUGAGCUGCAUUCCUCCACCGCCUCCUCCGCUUCCCCUCCCCCUCCCCCUCCCCCUCCCAGCCCUAACCCUAAUAACUUCUCCCUUCUCCCAUCUCUCGCUGCUCUUCCAACCGGUCUUCAGAUCCGAUUCGAUCUCCGUAGCGGCGAGCUUGUUUCCGGCUAUCACAUUGUGUAAUAUAACAUAAUUUGCUGAUUGUGCCAGGUUUGGCUAUUGAUCUGGGCAGAAUUAAUUAUGCAAAGACCUUUCAGAUCUUGGAAUCAACAAGCUUGAAGAUACAGACAAACAUAUGCAUUUUCUUUUACACUUUAGUGCUUCAAUAUUCUCAAAUUGCUUUGCCAGAGAUGGGUUAGUUCUGCUUUGAAGCUAGUUGAGCUUGAUAAUUACUAAUCAUGGAAAUGGGCUCAGAUGCUGAUACUUCCGAGAUUAUUGAAUUGAAAGAAGAAUUUGACCUGGUUCAUCAUUUUAAUCAACCAAAUCUAUUACAUAUUAAGUUGAAAGUAGGUGAAAGGGAUGGAAAGUCUCAUGUUUUUCCUGUUGAAGACAACAUCAACCGAUUUAUUGAGGCAAUUGAUCUCAGAACCACUCCUAGGGUUUUGAAAUCUUCUCAUCCCAAGGGUGUGGACUUGCUGCAGAAGAAAGUUGGCUUGUCUCAAGCAUCAGGAAUUGGAAAUUCUGAUUCUGUAACCCUGAAACAGGCACUAAGAAAGUUAUGCAUUUCUCAAGCAUCAGAGAUGGCUGCUCUAAAGAGGUCAUCCAAGCCACUAGGCUUAUCCAGCGUCUCUGAAGCUGGAAAAAUUCAAAGGCUAUAUGCAUCAGUGGUAAUUGAAGCUAGCAAGCCUGGUCUUUCACAAGAAGUUGAGAAAACAAAUUUGGUGGAAACAUCCCUUAUGCCUGUGAAAAAUACCACAAAUUCAUCUAAAAAUGUUACUAAACGAUGCAAUGUGGAUCUAUCAUGUAAAAAGGUGGUUUCUUCAUCACAUAAUGCAACUUCAAAACCAAAGCUCGGGAAGACAAGAAUCAAGGAUGUGUUGUCUCCUGGAUCAGCUAAAGCUAAAAAUGAUUCAUCUACUGUGAAGUCAAGAAUAAAAGAAGUAAAUGUUGAAACCUCUGUAUCUGGUCAUCAGACUUUUGCUGAAUCAAGCAAGCAUAUCUGGAGUCCUCACCUGAUCAAGCCAUUAUUUAGAGACAACGGAUGCUCUAGAAGGCAAGUAAAGCAGGAACCAGUAUCUGCUCCUGGGAGCUUUAGUAGAUCUACUGAAGUUAAUAAAAUUGGUUCAAUUACUCCUAAACCUAAAUUGAGUUGCAAGAAUGAGUCUAUUUCUCCUACAUCUUGCAGAAGGAGUCCUGAUGUAAUGUUCUGGAACCAAAACAAAGACGGGGGUAAAAGUGCUAAUUUUAGUCUAGCAAGCUCUAGUGGUUCUAGAAGUGUGACCAUAAAGAUGACUGAAAGUUCAAAAUCAAAAGAAAAGGGACAACUUUCCCAAUGCUCCAAGAGUGGAAGUUCAAAAUCAAGAGAGAAGGGACAGCUUUCCCAAAGCUCAAAGAGUGGCUCAAAGGGUAGCAUAGGCAAUUAUGGCAGCAGCACAAUCAUCAGUGAUGGAAGCAGCCAGAGUAGCUCUAGCAGUCACUGCAAUAGGCCUCACAUGUCUAUGGAUGUGAGAUGGGAAGCUAUCCGCCAUGUCCUGGUGCAACAGGGAAGCAUUGGAUUGAAGAACUUUGAACUUCUCAGAAGACUUGGUUCUGGAGAUAUUGGAACUGUUUAUCUUGCUGAGCUAAAUGGCUCGGGAUGCUUAUUUGCCUUGAAAGUCAUGGAUGUUGAUUUCUUGGCGAGUAGAAAGAAGAUGUUGAGGGCACAGACUGAAAGAGAGAUUCUGCAGAUGCUGGAUCAUCCGUUUCUUCCAACACUCUACACCCAUUUUACAACAGAAAAUCUCUCAUGUUUGGUAAUGGAGUACUGUCCAGCUGGGGAUUUGCAUGUCCUCCGGCAGAAGCAACCUGGCAAAAGUUUUCCUGAAUCAGCAGUUAGGUUUUAUGCAGCAGAAGUACUCCUUGCUCUUGAAUACUUGCACAUGCUAGGGGUGGUGUACCGAGAUCUCAAACCAGAAAACAUUCUAGUUCGAGAAGAUGGCCACAUUAUGCUCUCGGAUUUUGACCUGUCCCUAAGGUGCGCAGUGAGUCCCAUGAUUCUCAGAUCUUCAUCGGGAGCAUUUGAACCCGUGAAGAAGCAAUCAGGACCUCGUGCUGAAUCCGGCUGCACUGAACCACUCUGCCUUCAGCCAUCUUGGGUUCAUGCAUCAUGCUUCACACCUCGUUUGGUAUCUCCCAACAUGAAGAAAACCCAGAAGCUGAAGUCUGAUAUGGCCGACCGAGCUAGCCCAAUUCCUCAGCUUGUUGUGGAGCCUACUGAUGCACGUUCCAACUCUUUUGUUGGGACACACGAGUAUCUGGCUCCUGAGAUAAUUAAAGCAGAUGGACAUGGGAGUUCUGUGGAUUGGUGGACCUUUGGGAUAUUUCUAUUUGAAUUGCUCUUUGGCAGGACACCCUUCAAAGGAUCAGGUAAUGAAGAAACCUUGGUCAAUGUGGUCAAUCAGAGCCUAAAGUUCCCUAAGAGCCCAGCUGUUAGUUUUCAUGCAAGGGACUUGAUCAGAGGGUUGCUGAUAAAGGAGCCAGAAAACAGGCUUGGAUCUGUCAAGGGGGCAGCGGAGAUGAAGCGGCACCCUUUCUUUGAGGGAAUAAAUUGGGCACUGAUCCGUUGUGCAACGCCACCAGAGACACCACGAUGCUAUUUUCCUGGUACUUCAUUGGAGAUGGGCAGGAAAAAGGAAGGUAGAUGUCUUAAUUUUGGAGAGGAUAUUGAGUUUGAGUUAUUUUAGCACAAAUUCUGGUGUUGGGAGAAAGAUCUUGGUCGGCUAAUAGGUGCAUGCCUGCUCUCCCCCACCUUCCUGUAUUGUAACUGAUAGCUGUUCAUAUAAAUGUACAUCAUCUUUGAAGUAAGCUUUUAUCCUAA